CGCCCCCGCGCGGCACCAUGAGCCAGAACCUGUGCGGGGCGCUGGGGCAGCGCCGGCCCGCCGCGCCCCCGCGCCUUCCCCCCCUGGGCCUGGCGCCCCCUGGCCGCCUGCAGCCGCUGCCCGCCGCCGAGCCGCUGGGCGGGGUGCCCUUCCUGCUGUACCCCGCGCCCGCCGAGCCGCCCUUCUACGACGCGUACGCUGGCGUGCUGCCCUACGCGCCCUUCCCCGGCGGCCUGGGCGCCGACUACCCCUUCGAACCCGCCUUCAUCCAGAAGCGCAACGAGCGCGAGCGGCAGCGCGUGCGCUGCGUCAACGAGGGCUACGCGCGGCUGCGCGGUCACCUCCCGGGCGCGCUGGCCGAGCGGCGGCUCAGCAAGGUGGAGACGCUGCGCGCCGCCAUCCGCUACAUCAAGCACCUGCAGGAGCUGCUGGGCGCCCCGACCCCCGCGCCCGACGGCGCUGCGCCCCCCAGCCCACCCGCAGGGCCGCCCAGCCCGCCCCGCCUGGAGUCCCAGGAAUCCCGUCGCUGAGGGGCCCCGGGGGUGCAGGCCGCUGACACGUGGGGUCCCGGGGUGCCAGGCAGACCCUCCCCCCUUUCCCCUUCGUCUCCGUUUGGAGCGAGGGUGCGGGCCAGCGGGAACAGGAGCUGGAGGAGUUCGGUGGGCGCAGUGAGAAGCAGCUCAGCUCCUCCACCCCCGCAAACUACGGGGCGCCCCCUCCAGGCUGCAACCAGGGGACAACCCAGGAUGACACCCGGCGUCUGGCUCCGCACACGGGGAAGGCGAGUCCAGGCUCCUGGCUUCGUCCUGGUGGCAGCCCUGUGUCCCCAGGAAGCGAGGCGCCUCGAGGGGCCUCAUACUGAGAUUGCUGGGGGGCGGGAGGAACCCCCGAUUUGCAGGCCCCAGGCCAGACAGGACCCCCAGACCUGCUUCCAAUGUGGAGGGAUGGGGAAACCCCCCCUCCGCACCUGCCUCUCCCCAGGAGGGCAGGCUCCUGGGGCUGGGGCUGCAUGGGUAUCUUGGCUCGGUGGGCGCCCACACCGGGGCCUAAAUAAAAG
Erinaceus europaeus (western European hedgehog) is the source of this 1057-nucleotide messenger RNA. It is a transcript of the gene ASCL5, whose product is annotated as achaete-scute family bHLH transcription factor 5. The record is from RefSeq and is a predicted model, not a curated record. Lineage: Eukaryota; Metazoa; Chordata; Mammalia; Eulipotyphla; Erinaceidae. Gene Ontology annotation, biological process: regulation of transcription by RNA polymerase II; developmental process. Gene Ontology annotation, molecular function: DNA-binding transcription factor activity, RNA polymerase II-specific; protein dimerization activity; RNA polymerase II transcription regulatory region sequence-specific DNA binding. The transcript has a single exon. The coding region runs from base 18 to 530 and encodes 170 amino acids.